Dentiscutata erythropus is the source of this 445-nucleotide messenger RNA. Lineage: Eukaryota; Fungi; Glomeromycota; Glomeromycetes; Diversisporales; Gigasporaceae. The record is from the annotation of a GenBank genome assembly.
AUGGAUGAAGUAAAACACUAUUCUAGUCAAGAAACAAGUAGCUCAGUUGAAGUUGCAGUUGAUAUUACCUCUACUUCAAAUACUUUUGGAAAAGAUAUUGUUGAAAUUCCUUUUUCUUGUGAUAUUAACAUUAAUAAAACAUACUAUGAAGCAUGGAAUGAAAUAAUUAAAAGUAGUAAAAAUGAAACAAAAUAUAAUAUUCAAGAUUAUUCCUCAAAAGUAUUCGCUCCAUGGAGUAUAAUAUUGUGGUCUAUAAGCAAUGCUUUAUGUGCAAUACUAAUUAGUAUAUUUAUUGGUAUGGUCUAUGGACCUUAUUGUCAUAUUCCUUAUCUUUCUGAUGCUGAAUAUGAUGAUAGUUUAGCAUAUUUUAAUUGUAAACAAGCACAUCUAUAUCUUUUAACUCUUUUAUUGACUAUUAGUGGGUUGGCUGUUUUUAGACUUUUUG